AUGCCGCAGAUUCUGCCUUCAAUGAAGGAAUUUGUUCGUCUCGGUACUCAAUUCAUCGGGUACCGUGAUCUUGCCAAUGAGCUGAAAGAAUCACUUUCUGAGGCGAACAAGCAUGCUGAUGACCUGGCCCGGAAGCUUGAACAGAGUAAAAAAGCUCGCGAAAAAGCUGAAUCAGAUGCUGCCACUGUCGAGCGUCUUCGAAAGAGACUUCAAGAUGCGAAAAAUGCUUUGAUCUCAAGCGCAACUCCUCCCGGCCCUAGGUUUUCGCCGCCGUCCCUCACCUCGCAGCCAUCCCCGUCUUUCUACUCCUCGGUCGCUCAAACCUCCCGUCACUCUCCCUCGAAUUCCAGUCGCUGUCCAACUCCUCGACGUCCCCAUCUUGCCCCCACGUCCACCUCUGCCUCUCUGCUCGAUCGAGCAGUCAAUGGGGAGGAACAGCGACGGAGAGCAGGCCUCCUCGAUUGGUUUCCCGUGGUUAAGGCUUACAUUCCUCUCCUACUGGUCUGGCAUGGCCAUAAAAGAAAAUCCAGUAUAGGCGACGGCAGGCCUCCGUACCGGAACAUCCAGGUGCCGCUGCACCGCUUCGCGCCGCUGAAGCAGUCGUGGUCGGAGAUCUACACGCCCGUCUACGAGCACAUGAAGGUUGGAAUCUGCAUGCUCCUCAAGGGAUGCAUCAUCGCUCCAAAUUAUCAAGGUAUCUUCCCAAACAAAGUGUGAGCCACCAAGAUAAGUUAAUGGCGCUAAGAAAACCAGAGAA
This is a messenger RNA of Lolium rigidum, 757 nucleotides long. RefSeq lists its product as uncharacterized. The transcript has 5 exons. Bases 1 to 717 code for a protein of 238 amino acids. Lineage: Eukaryota; Viridiplantae; Streptophyta; Magnoliopsida; Poales; Poaceae. Gene Ontology annotation, cellular component: nucleolus. The record is from RefSeq and is a predicted model, not a curated record.